This is a messenger RNA of Leptinotarsa decemlineata (Colorado potato beetle), 1845 nucleotides long. RefSeq names its product myrosinase 1. Gene Ontology annotation, molecular function: beta-glucosidase activity. Gene Ontology annotation, biological process: carbohydrate metabolic process. The record is from RefSeq and is a predicted model, not a curated record. NCBI's taxonomy places the organism in Eukaryota, Metazoa, Arthropoda, Insecta, Coleoptera, Chrysomelidae.
GUAAAUGCAGUUGGCAAUCCUUUCAUCACCAUUUGACAAAUUAUUGUGAAUAUUUCUGAAGUUUUUCUGAAGUAGAGUAAUUUUCAAUAUUAAUAAGAGGUUAUUUACAGUCGAUUUUUGUUACGAGCAACGUUGAGAUAUGAGUGAAUGAAACGAAUCACCAUGUACGAGACUUGAGGUCUGCUCUGAAGUGUUGAUUUUACAUUUCGAUAUAUCUGGUGAUAACAAAUUUCAAGUACUUGAAAAAAAAAAUCAGGGUAUAAAAACCAAACUUGUCAUAGUCGUUUCUGCUGCAUCACGCUAUGGCUCCUUUGAGAUCUUUGGUUCUGGUGCUAUUAUUUUCAGUAGCAAGUUUUGCUGCUGAACUGAAUAACAAAUACUUUCCAGAUGACUUUAUGUUUGGUGCUGCAACAUCCGCAUAUCAAAUUGAAGGUGCUUGGAAUGAAGAUGGAAAAGGUGAAAAUAUAUGGGACCACAUAACACACAGAAAUAAAACUUUUACCCAUGGAGGUGAUAACGGUGAUAUAACUUCUGAUUCAUAUCACAAAUACAAAGAAGAUGUUGCCAUUUUGAAAGCUAUGAAUGUAACCCAUUACAGAUUUUCCAUUGGGUGGUCCAGAAUAUUACCAAAUGGAUUCACCAACCAAAUUAAUGACCUGGGUGUAGCAUAUUAUAACAACCUGAUCAACGAAUUGAAAUCAAACAACAUCGAACCUCUAGUAACACUCUACCAUUGGGAUACACCCCAGGCUAUACAAGACAUAGGUGGUUUUCCAAAUGGAAUCAUAGUCGACUUAUUUGCAGACUAUGCAGAACUAUGUUUCAAACUGUUUGGUGACCGGGUCAAAUACUGGAUGACUUUCAACGAACCAAAACAGCCCUGCAACCAUGGAUAUGGUUCGGGGGAUUACGCUCCUGGUAUUCAAUCACCCGGUAUAGGAGAGUAUAUGUGUUCGCAUAAUGUUAUUAAAGCACAUGCCAAGGCUUGGCAUAUUUACAAUGACAAGUUUAGAGCAGAGCAAAAAGGUCAAGUUGGGAUUGUAAUAGAUUCCAAUUGGUGGGAACCAGCGAGCGAUUCCGCUGAAGAUAAAGAAGCAUCAGAAACCAAACUUCACUUCACAUUCGGAUUAUAUGCAAACCCCAUUUUCAACGGUGACUAUCCAAAAGUGAUGAAAGACAAAAUAAAGGAACGCAGUUUGGCUCAGGGUUUCAAAGAAUCUCGACUACCUCCCUUCACUGAAAAAGAAAUAGCUGAAAUCAAAGGCACUGCUGAUUUCUUGGGUGUCAAUACAUACUCAUCGUCCCUUGUUUCGCACGACAAAGAGGUGGAUAAAAUGGCUAUGGGCUACGUAAAAGAUUCCGAAGUCAAGGACUGGUUUGAUGAUUCAUGGGAAAAGGGAGCUUCAGAUUGGCUAACGGUUACGCCUUGGGGAUCUAGAAAACUACUCAAAUGGAUAAAAGACACAUACAACAGCCCCAGGAUUAUCAUAACCGAAAAUGGUUAUUCUGAUUUCGAUGGAACACUGGAUGAUGAUAAACGAAUUCAUUAUAUAUCGACAUAUCUCAGCAGUAUCAAAGAUGCCAUGGAUGAAGACGGAGUUGACAUAUUUGGUUACACAGUAUGGAGUUUGUUGGAUAACCUGGAAUGGACAUUUGGUUUUACGAACAAGUUUGGUCUCUACAAUGUAGACUUCAAUAGUCCCAAUAGAACUAGGACACCAAAGAAAUCAGCGACAUUCUACAAAAACCUCAUAAAAACGAAAUGUUUGGUAGAAAAAUGCGUUGAAAAAUAAGGGUAAAUAGAUGUAUACUGUAUGAAAUAAAAUGAAAUUUCUAUUACUUUUU